This is a messenger RNA of Bactrocera oleae (olive fruit fly), 6411 nucleotides long. RefSeq names its product non-lysosomal glucosylceramidase. Gene Ontology annotation, cellular component: membrane. Gene Ontology annotation, molecular function: beta-glucosidase activity; glucosylceramidase activity. The record is from RefSeq and is a predicted model, not a curated record. Lineage: Eukaryota; Metazoa; Arthropoda; Insecta; Diptera; Tephritidae. Gene Ontology annotation, biological process: carbohydrate metabolic process; glucosylceramide catabolic process.
ACACUGCUAACAGCUGUUCGCCACCUAUACUACGCCACACACAUGCGCUCACCUUUGCUUUCUAAAUUUUCCACGGCGCUCUUCCCCACUGUGCUCCACGUCAGUUCAAAACAAAACAAAUCAUUUGGUUUUGUUGUUGCUUAGCGCUCUCGCACGCAACGUAAUCUGUAAAAGCAACGGAAUUUCAAGUCAUUUUAGUUCUUUCGUGGAAUUGAACGAGUGCGGUUGAUUGAGAUAGAGUUAAGAAAAUGUGUGCAUUUCCCAAUUAAGUAAAAUUUUGGUCACAAAAGUUGUGAAGCAACAAUUAGUGGAGAAGAAUUGUACACAAAUUCAAGCCGGAUAAUCAUAAUUAAGUGUCUAAUUUACGUUGUGAAGUGCGUGUGUUCCAUGUGUAUAAGUGUAUUAACUGUAAAUGAAAAGCAAAGUUGCUUAAGUGAAAGGGGAACUGGAUAAAUUGAUUUUUGCUUUUCCCCAACAUUCUUUGAUCGUGGCAAAAAAGUGUAGUGUGUUUGUGUGGUUUGCCCAAGAAUUUCUUUACACGGCAAUUUGUAUAAUUAUUUGUAUUUCAAUUGGUGCUUAUUCCAUUUAAUAAACCGGCCAAAUUGGAUUUGAUUAGUUUAGUAACUUUUCCCACGUCAUUUCGCGUAUCUUCACCGAUGGCCAGUCAGCAGUCCAAUAUGGAUUCUGUGAGUGCAAACUUCGAGUUGCAGCAAAACGAAAUCACCGCUAUUCCACAGUAUGGGCUCAAGUUGAAAUUUGAUCAUGUGUGGCCGGAGAAACGCAAUCAGAAUUUACGACCGUCGCUGAGACAAACGCUGCCGCUGGUGCCGUUAGCGUGCAGAUAUUCCGCCUACUAUUGGAAGGUGUCGCGCGAGAAUCGUCGUUGCUACAUGGACUACUAUUACAUGGAGAACGGUAAACAAAUUUAUGGUGUGCCCUUGGGCGGCAUUGGCGGCGGUACCAUAGGGCGUGGCUUUGCCGGCGAAUUUUGUCGCUUUCAGAUGCGUCCCGGCAUGUAUGAGUACAAUGUGGUGCAGGCGAAUCAAUUUAUAGUGACAAUCAAAGACGCCAAAAAUUGCACGAUAUUUCAGAGCUUGCUCUCGAAACUCAGUCCCACUGACAGCAGCGCCAACUCUCAAUGUAAUAUGCCCAAUUGCAGCAGUCGCUCCAAGCAGCCCCUAAAUGCCUGGCACUCGAAUAUCGACGACUCGAAAUGCUCAUAUACGGGUUUGUAUCCGCGCGCCUGGACCGACUAUGAUCUGACUGCGUACGGCGUGCGACUGAUUUGUCGUCAAAUUUCGCCCGUCAUACCGCACGACUACAAAGACUCAUGCCUACCUUGCGCCGUCUUCGUGUGGUCUGUGGAGAAUGUUUGCGCGGAGGAGCGUAAAGUCUCCAUAACGUUCACUUUUAAGAAUGGCACUGGUACGAAGAAGCAGGACGCCGAGGGCGGCGCUGAGGCGACACUCAUCACAGAGGGCAAUGUGAAGGGUGUCGGCAUACGACAGAAAAUCGCUGGCAUGCCAUGCACCUACAAUUUGGGUUGUCGUGUUUUGCCCGAAAUCAGUAUUACACGCUGCACGCAGUUCGAUCCGUACGGCACGGGAGAGCAACUAUGGUCCGAGCUGAAGGAGAACGGACAGUUGAGUGAGAAGCAUUGCGAUGAAGUGUUGAAAACUAAGGAUCUCGGUGUCGCUUUAUGCGCACAGGUUGCUGUCAAACCAAAUUGUAGUCAUGAUUUAGAAUUCGUAUUAGCCUGGGAUAUGCCACAUAUACAUUUCCCGAAGAAACUCAAAUCUUAUACACGUUACUACACCAAAUAUUUCGAUGCGUCCGGUGAGGCUGGUCCAAGGAUAUGCGAGUAUGCAUUGAAGCACUAUGGCAGUUGGGAGAAAUUGAUUGAUGCCUGGCAGCGUCCCAUACUCAACGAUGAUGGCCUACCCGAUUGGUAUAAGAGCGCGAUCUUCAAUCAGCUCUACUUCAUUUCGGAUGGCGGCACAAUUUGGUUGACUUGUAAUUCCUCGUUUGGCAAGGAGUUGAACUAUGAUGAUCCCAGAUUAGCUUACGGUCGCUUUGGUUACUUGGAGGGUCACGAGUAUCGCAUGUACAAUACCUACGACGUACAUUUCUAUGCCUCACCGGCGCUCGCGCACCUCUGGCCCAAUCUGCAGGUUAGUCUACAGUAUGACAUACGAGAUGCCAUUGAUGUGGAUUUGCCCGAUACGCGUAAAAUGCUUUACGAUGGUAAGGUGCUGCCGCGUCACAUUAAGAAUUGUGUGCCACAUGAUCUCGGCGAUCCCGAUGAGGAGCCAUUCACGCUCAUCAAUUGCUACAAUAUACACGAUGUGAAUCAUUGGAAGGAUUUGAAUACGAAAUUCGUGCUGCAAGUCUAUCGGGACUACUAUGUGUUGAAUGAGUUAGCGCAGGCGCAAGCGGAUAAUGCGAGUAAAUUCAGUUCGAUUGAGUUUAUCGAUAAGGACAGUUUAUAUGAAAUGUAUACGCAAGAUAAUAAGCGUAAGAACUCGGCGGAUGAGAAGCAGCAAAAUCGCAAAUCGGCUUCUUUAUACAUCAAUGAAACUAACGGUAAAGUCUAUCUAAUGGACGCCAUGGCUUACUUGAAGGCAAUGUAUCCCGCAUCCAAAGCGAUCAUGGAGCGCACCAUCGAAUAUGACAAAGACAAUGAUGGAUUAAUUGAGAAUACGAAAAUGCCCGAUCAAACAUACGACACCUGGGUUAUGGAUGGACCCAGCGCUUAUUGCGCUGGCUUGUGGCUGGCGGCCUUGCAAACUAUGUCCGUAAUGGCCACGCUGUUGGAUCAGCCGAACGACUGCUUGCGCUAUCAGGACAUUUUAGAGCGUGGCAAGCACUCUUUGGAGGAGAAACUAUGGAAUGGCAGCUAUUAUCGUUUCGAUAUGCAUCACAAGGACACAGUAAUGGCCGAUCAGCUGUGUGGACAUUGGUAUCUGAAAACAUGCGGUUUCGAUUACGAGAUUUAUCCAAAGGAGAAUGUACGCAAGGCCUUAAAGCAAGUCUACCAACACAAUGUUAUGGGUUUCAAUGGUGGCAAUAUGGGCGCUGUUAACGGUUUCAUUGUUAAUGCGGAUCCAGAAAAGCCGGGACACGUGGACUAUACGACCCUACAGAGUGAAGAAGUGUGGCCCGGUGUAACUUUCGCUUUAGCCGCCACCAUGAUACAGGAGGGCAUGUUUGAGGAGGGCUUCCAAACUGCUGGCGGCCUCUAUAAGACACUCAGUGAGCGUAUAGGCAUGAAUUUCGAGACGCCCGAGGCAUUAUACACCGAAAAGCAUUACCGUUCGAUCGGUUAUAUGCGACCGCUAAGCAUUUGGUCCAUGCAAGUUGCCUGGGAGCGACGAAAAGCGCUGCGUGAUUAAGCAAAUUGACGAAAGAUUUACAGUAAUGCAAGCGCAGAUGAAGCAAAUAUUUAACUGUAUUUUUUUAUACUCUCGCUACAUGUAGCAAACUCUCUGCUUUUUUAAUUUGAAAAUAUGUAUGUAUUUAUAUGUGAAGAACAGUUAUACAUAUAUACAUAUAUAGUAUACCAUAUUAUAAUACUCUCUGCAAGACGUUGCAUUGAGUGCGCAAGAAAAUUAAAGUUUUGCCGCAGAAAUUUCAAUUAAUAAUUAAUUAAUUAAUGAAAUUUAGCUAUGAAGGAAAAGUACAAGUUGUUAAGCUUAAUAUAAGAUGUUUUCAUAGAAGUGAGAGCAUACAUUUUUGACACAAUUUUUUUUAUUUAUUAGAAAGAGAACACAAACUGUAUUUAUUAAUAGCAUUGGCUAAGACACGCUUAAAGUACCAAAAAUUAUAAAGGGAAGUGUUGGUGAGACAAAAGAAACUUUUUAUUUUUAAUGUAAAAACAACGAGCACAAGGCUUGAUAUUUAUAUACAAAUAUUUGAAAAUAACAAAUGGUGCCAGUUUCAUUUGCGAUGCGAAAGUACAAAAUGCGCCGAUAAACGAAGAUGAAGCAAAUUGUGAAAAUUUUUGCAUUUGUUGAAAAUGAGCUUACGAUUUUUAGCGAUAAUAUUUGUCUGCAUUAUAUGCAAUAUGUGUAUAUGCAUGUGUUGUCAAUGUCACAAAAUUCAGAAGAGAAGAGCAAAGCGGCGUAAUUAAGUAUGGAAAUUGUUUUAUUUACCACUUUGAGCAAAAAUAAAUGUAUAUUAUUGUAAUUUGUUAAAAACAAAAAUUUUAUGUAAUAGACAGGCUGAAAAAUAUCGUAUCGUUUCUAAGAGAGAUAAUAAAAAACACUGUCGAAGUAACGAAAUAUUAUUUUUUGAUUAAAAAAAAUAUGCUAAUUCUAAAAUGUAUCACAACAAUGAGUGUUGUCCAGCCGCUGCGAUCGGCUACGCUAACAUUGUUUAUCAAAUUCCGUAUAGACUUAAUAAUCUCGAAAUACAAUGAAUACAGCAGACGACCAAAAGAGCCAGUCACCUCGAAUACAUCAGAAAAUGAUUUUGGAUGAUCGAAAAAUGAAAUUGGUCGAGUUAGCUGACACACUAAAAAUAGCCAAUGUUAGACAUAUUUUCUGAACUGGCCGUAGUGAUUUUGCUGUUCGUAGAAUUGAAGAGAAUGCUCGCUGGAAGUGCAGAGGCAUGAAAAGAGACAUUUAGAGACACUAAGAGCUAAUCAACUAAGUUGCGGUCUAUUUUAAAGCAAAAGAUAAAUCAUACUACAAAAAUGAAGAACCUGUUAAAUUGCUAUAAUCGAUAUUGAAUAAUAAUAAUAAAAUUUGCCAAAAAAAAAUUUUUUUAAGGCGAUUCGAUAUUUUCAGCCCGUUUUUUAGAACUGUCAGUUAUAAGUUUUGGAAAAUGAAAAUUUUAGACAAAGCGAAAAGGUGUGGUUUUGCAAAGGUUUGUUAAAAUUUGUUGUCCUUUUGUUAGUUAGCAAAAAACAUAAACAAUUUGAUUAAAUUAAAAAAAUGCAUGUUCAAAAUCUAUAUUUUUUCGUUAAUUGUGGAUAAAAAUAGUGCAAAAGCAUGCUAAAACUAUUUCUAAUUUCAAUAAUAUUCGAAAUUCGAACAAUAAUUUUUUAUUUAUAAGCAGGGUUGUAAAUUUUUAAAUUAAAAAAUUGUUAGUAAAAAAUUUUAUUUUCCAUUUUUGAUUAAAAAUUAAAAAAUUCAAAAUGGUAGAACACGAAGUAUGCAAUUUUUUUUAUUUUCACUUAUUAACUUGAGAUUAACAUGUUUUUCAAUCCGGUGGUUGGGAUUAUCAAUUUGAAAUUAUGAAUUAUUUUUAAUUGAGAUUUUCUGAAUUACAAAAUAAAAAAAAUGUUUACAAAUGUUAAUUCAAUUAUUUUUGAAUGCAUUAUUUACAACCCUGUUUAUAGACAACGUUUUUAAUUUAUUUAUUUUAAAUGAGCCGUUAAUAUUUAAAAAUAUAUAGGAGAUUUAAUUUUAAAUUUAAGUUUCUAAAUAAAAAAAUUUAUAUUCUAAACAAACAAAAUUAAUUUUAAUUCUCAAAAAAAAAUUUAAAUUAAUCUAAAAAAUAUACACUACAUAUAAUUUUAAUUACCUAAAAUAAAAUAAUUUAAUUAUCUAAAAUAAAAUAAUUUUAGUUUUCUAAAACAACAAUAAUUUUAAUUUUCUAAAAAAAAAAUUUUAGUAAAAAAAUAAAUUUUAAUAAAAGUGCUGUCCUACCUUAUUAUUUUUAUUUAAAGUAAAUUUAAUAAAAUUUCUGUCCUACAAUAUUCAUUAACUUUUUAGAAAUAAUUUACUAUAAAAAAUAAUGUGACCACAAUGGCGCUAUAGUUUUUAAUAACUGAAUAACAGAUAUAGUUUUAAAGUCAAUUUUUUAAGUCCAUAUUUAAAAAAAAUUUUAAAAAAAUAUAAAACGCAAACACAAAUAUUAGUUCCUGGCUUCUCAAUUGUUUCUGCCACAAAUGAUUAAUUAGUUAUUAUUUCGUUUAAAAAUACUAUUUUAUACAUAAAUAAAAACUAGUAUAAAUAAUUUUAUAUAUUAUUUUCAGCUUGAGAGCAAAGCAAGGCACAAAAAGUAUAAUAUUUUGCUAAAAGUGAAAAGUAUUUCUGAAAAUCUACUAUAUAUCUAUAUAUACUGAUAUUGCACAUAAGCGGGAAGAAGAGAAAUUAUAUAUGUAUAUACUGUGUUGCCUUUAUUUAAAACGCCACAAUCCUCCCAAGUGAGGUUAUGUGCGUAAGCGUUAAAGCUUGUCUAAUAAAGCCUACAGUGGUUUUGAACCAAAGUUAAUGUCAGUGAAAUAUUUAAUGACACAGAAAUCUCCAAUGUAAGCAGAAGUUAUUUACAACAAUUGAAAUAUACACUAUAUGAAAUAUGAACUAUUUUUGACAAAUUGUAACAAAACAGUUAUUUGUGUAUUAAUCGAUGUAUUAACCAAAUUGCAUAUUCUAAUGUUAAAUAAAAAUAAAAAAUAGAAAAUUA